Messenger RNA from Argentina anserina (silverweed cinquefoil), 491 nucleotides. RefSeq names its product DNA-directed RNA polymerases I, II, and III subunit RPABC5. The coding region runs from base 41 to 256 and encodes 71 amino acids. Gene Ontology annotation, biological process: tRNA transcription by RNA polymerase III; transcription by RNA polymerase I; transcription by RNA polymerase II. The record is from RefSeq and is a predicted model, not a curated record. Gene Ontology annotation, molecular function: DNA binding; zinc ion binding. Lineage: Eukaryota; Viridiplantae; Streptophyta; Magnoliopsida; Rosales; Rosaceae. The transcript has 4 exons. Gene Ontology annotation, cellular component: RNA polymerase II, core complex; RNA polymerase III complex; RNA polymerase I complex.
CCUAAUUUCUGAGCAACGCAGGAAGAAGAAGAAGAAGAAGAUGAUCAUUCCAGUGCGUUGCUUCACCUGCGGAAAGGUUAUUGGAAACAAAUGGGACACUUAUCUUGACCUUCUGCAAGCUGAUUAUCCUGAAGGAGAUGCACUUGAUGCAUUGGGGUUGGUUCGUUACUGCUGCAGGCGCAUGCUUAUGACUCACGUUGAUCUCAUUGAGAAGCUGCUCAACUACAAUACUUUGGAGAAAUCGGAUAACAGUUGAGGAAGCUUAGGAUGGUGUAAAAAAACUACGUAGCAAGCAGCUGGAAGUUGGUGAUAUUACUUUCGUGGUUAGUGUCCGAGUGUGUAUGGAUUAGGCCUAAUAGGAUAAUUUGGAUUGAUGGAAAUGCUUUUGGAACGUGGUUGUUAUAUGUAUGCUCCUACUCCUCGUUAGGUUUAUGCUGUUGGAAUAUAUAUGAUCCUCUGAAUUAGAAUGAUAGACUAGUUGCUUGUGUGUU